UGUAAAACAAAACUGUUUAUUCUUAGCUUUGUAAGCAUCGAAAUAAUUGAUUAUACAAAAUGGGUGCUUACUUGUCGCAUCCGAAGACGGAAAAGUCGUCCACGAAUGAAGUGAACGACUUGCUGGCAGUAGGUUCUAGCUCGAUGCAGGGCUGGCGCAACAGUCAAGAGGAUGCGCACAAUUCUAUUUUAAAUUUUGAUAUAAAUACUUCAUUUUUUGCUGUUUAUGAUGGUCAUGGUGGAGCCGAGGUGGCCCAGUACUGUGCAGACAAAUUGCCUGAGUUCCUUAAAAACCUAGAUUCUUACAAAAAAGGUCAGUUCGUACAGGCUCUGAAAGAUGCAUUUUUGGGAUUCGACAAAACAUUGCUUGAUCCACCAGUUGUAACCAUACUAAAAAUACUUGCCGGCGAACACAAUUUUGUCGAUGGUGAAGAUGCCGAAGUGUACGAGGAAGAUGAGGACGAAGAUUUAGCUGAGUUACAUGAGGAGAGCAACUUACCCUUAAACGAAGUACUAGAAAAAUACAAAGGACUUCCACAAACACACGAAUUGGUCAGACUAAAAACCGAAGUGGAGGAAAAUUCAAAAUUGCCAGCGCCUUGUUUGCGUGGUCGCCGCGCUGCAGCAGUGGCUGCCGAAGCUGCGAAUAAGGCUGUAAUGGAUCCUACAGCUAAGCCAGAAGGCUCGUCCACCUCAGCUGCAGCAGCAGCUGCUUCUCUAUCAGAGGUCCCCGGUCCAAGCCCCAGCCAUUCCAAGGCAGCGAAACCUGAAGAUGAAUCAGCAGUGACAAGCAGUAGCAAUUCCAUCGCCAACCAGAGCAUUACAGAUUUAAUAAACAGUGAAACUGACACUGAUAAAACGAAUGGGAGCGGCUCAACUUUAAAGUUUUCAACUGAUCAGAAUGGAAGUGUUAGUUCAUCUAAGGUUUUAAAAGUAGUCGACACUGUACCCAUAGAAUCUGUAGUUUCUGGGUCUACGGACAUCGGUGACGCGAAUGACAAUGGUAGUUUAGUCAGUUCAACAGGAUCCAAACCUGACAUCUCCGUAAUUUCAUCAACCAGCAAGGAAUCUGAGAAAAAUUCAAAGAAACUCAAUGCUACACAAGACGAUGAAUCGACUGACGAUGACGCAGACUACGAUGAAAGUGCUAUAAUCGAGGAACCGGAAGUAGCAACUGCGGAUAGCUCUGAUGAAGAAAUGGACGAUGAGGCUGAAAACGAGGACGAUGAUGAAGAUGACGACGACGAGAUAAGCGAUGAAGAGGAAGCAGAUGAGGAUCAGCUAGCCAAUGAUCAGUUUUGUGCGAAUAUGAUUGAAGAGCCUGGAAAAGACAGUGGAUGUACUGCUGUUGUCUGUUUAUUGCAUGGCCGUGAUCUGUAUGUGGCGAACGCAGGCGACUCAAGGUGUGUUAUAUCACGAAAUGGUAAAACUAUUGAAAUGAGUCUCGACCACAAGCCUGAAGACGAUGAGGAGGCCAUGCGGAUUGUUAAAGCAGGUGGACGUGUUACCCUUGAUGGUCGUGUCAAUGGUGGUCUUAAUUUAUCUCGAGCCCUUGGCGAUCAUGCCUACAAAACAAAUUUGGAACUUCCAGCUGAGGCACAAAUGAUAUCCGCCCUACCAGACGUAAAGAAAUUAAUAAUUACGCCUACCGAUGAGUUUAUGGUGCUGGCAUGCGAUGGUAUAUGGAACUAUAUGUCUAGUGAAGAAGUCGUUGAUUUUGUCCGACUGCGACUAAAAGAUGAAAAUAAGAAAUUAUCUAACAUCUGCGAAGAGCUUUUUGAGAACUGUUUGGCGCCAAAUACUAUGGGAGAUGGAACUGGCUGUGAUAACAUGACCGCCGUAAUUGUCAAGUUUCAGCCUAAACUUCAACAACUUCCGACUUAUAUUAAUCCAGCCGAAACGGAAGAUGUGUCAUUUACCAGAAAGGAAAAUGAACAAUCUGCAGAUGUAAAAAAUGAUAACAUGCUCAAACGGAGUGCUUCGCCAGAUAACGCACCAGAAGCUGAUCUGGAUAAAACAACCAAUAAAUCAAAGCGUUUAAAGACUGAAAGUGAACCAGAAUUGGUAGACUCUCCCGCGGACAAAGUAAGUGGCCCAACAUCAAUCGUAGAACAGAAGGAAUGCCUCAGCGUCAAAGCAGACACCGAAUCUAAUGUCGUCUCAUCGUCUUAAAAACUAUUAUUGGAUUCAAGCAGUAGAAAGUGCACGACUACUAUGAUUAUAAAUAAAACAUUUACUUAUAAAUUUUUUUCAUUCAAACCAAAGCUCUUAGAGUUUGAGCUAAAUACCAAUUGAGAAAAAACAUUUAAAGAUCCUCAACUGCAGGCGUAU
Messenger RNA from Drosophila guanche, 2330 nucleotides. Its product is annotated as probable protein phosphatase CG10417. NCBI's taxonomy places the organism in Eukaryota, Metazoa, Arthropoda, Insecta, Diptera, Drosophilidae. Gene Ontology annotation, biological process: protein dephosphorylation. The transcript has 5 exons. The coding region runs from base 60 to 2171 and encodes 703 amino acids. Gene Ontology annotation, molecular function: cation binding; protein serine/threonine phosphatase activity. The record is from RefSeq and is a predicted model, not a curated record.